AUGGUUGCUGCGCGGGCUAGAGAAGCCCGCCCGACGUACGACCGCGCCGCCCUCGUUGCGGCUGCCGUCCGCGCUGCCGUGGACGGCCGUGCGCCUCGUCGCACCAUCGACGCGGUCGCCCGCGCGGCUGUGGCAGCCGCUGCCUCGGCUGCGCUGGGCGCGCCGCGCGUGCCGACGGCUGACGAGGCGGUCGACGAGGAGGAGCAUGUGAAGAUGCCGACGGCGCCGUCGGCAGCGCAGGUGGAGCGCCGGCGGCGCUGGCCCCGCCGGCUGGCGGAGGCGCGCGCUGCGAGGCGUGCUGGUCCGCCUGCCGCCGACGGAGAUGCUGGGCGGCGUGCCGCGGAGGCGCCACCCGCUGCUGGAGCAGCUGCUGGAGCAGCUGCUGGAGCAGCGGGUGCUGGCGCUGGAGCGGGCAGCGGGGCUGCCGCUGGACAGGGCCUGGCGCUGGUGCGUCGGCCCGAGCGCGCGGGCGUGGAUCUGUCGGGCCCAGAGGACGGGCUGGGCAGACGUCGCUCGCCGCGGUCGGCGCCGACGUCGCCCGACGCCCUGGCGGAUGCGUGCGCUGGCGUUGCGGUUGCGGCUGGCGCGGGCCCGCCGAGGGCGCUCCGAUGGGAGGAGAUGGACCUGCGGGAGCGCGCGAAGCUGAUGCUCGCCGCGCGGGCCGACGGACACGACUAUGCGGUGACCUACUUCGACUUGAUCAAGUGCUUCGAGUGGGUCACCCAUCGGAAGGUGUGGGAGGCGUCGCAGAGAUGGGGCUUCAAUCCAAUCAUCAUGCGGACCGUCCUCAAGAUCUACAGCAUGGUGCGGCGCAUCGUCCUGGACGAGUGCUACACCGACUGCAAGGCGUGGCAGCGAGGCAUCGUGGCGGGCAGCAGGUACGCACCGUUAUGUCUCAAGAUGGUGAUCAUCCUUGAGCUGGACAGGCUGGUGCACCAGUUCCCCUGGGCGGACACGUGCCUCUUCUUCGACGACCUCGCCAUGGCCACGUACGGCAGGCGCGAGUACGUCGACGAGGUCCACCCGCGGCUCAUCGAGGCCGUGGUUACCAUGUUCGAGACCACGCUGGACAUGGCCGUCUCGCGCGGCGCGGAGGGGAAGACGGUCACCUUGGCCUCCUCCACCGCGCUGGGCCAGCACAUCCACAAGAGUACCAGGCACCUCGGCGUGAGAGUGGUCAAGCACGAGCAACACGUGGGAGUGACAGCAACAGCAUGCAGACGGAGGAGAGUGGCCGCCAUCAACAAGCGGGCACUCAAGUUUGCAGCGAGAGAGGCACGGGUGGCAGCCGUGCGCAGAGCAGGAGGAGCGGCACGCAAGCUGAUUCGACAAGCCAAAGUGCCAGCGUUCCUCUACGGAUCCUCAGUCGUCGGCAUGGCAGACUCCAAGCUCACCGAACUCAGGAAGAACGUGGCGGCGGCGAUGGAGGGCAACAACAAGGGGAGGUCCACGGCCCUCACGCUGCUCAGCGACAGGGCCGACCCAGGCAUCCUCGCCAACAGUGGCCCCAUCAUCGCCUGGGCCACGGCGUGGCAGGAAGCGCUCGAGGACGACCAGCUGGCCGCGCGGCUCCAGAGCGCGUGGCGCACCUGGGUGAUGAAGAUAUACAAGUGCAAGGCCCCCUGGCUCACAGUUCGGGGGCCGGCGGGGGCGUUCGCGGCGACGGUCAGGCGCCUCGGCUGGAUGACGCAGGCCUCGCACACAGUUACCAUCGACGGGAACGUGCUCGACCUCCGCUACACCGUGCCGCAGGAGAUGCAGCGCCACGUCGCGCGCACCACGGAGAAGCAGCUGCAGGACGAGUGGGUGCGCCAGCACGGCCGCCAGUACGGCAUCACCUCCAUCUUCCUGGCACCGGUGCAGGCACUACUGCGACGACCCCUCCAGGGCCGAUGGACGCAGGCCCACCGCACUCGAGUGCGGGGCCUGUUCUGCGGAGGGACGUGGCCGCAGGCGCGGCCACGCGCAUCAGGAGUUGCCACCGACAGCACAUGCAGAGCGUGCGGGCUGGCACCAGGCACCGACAGGCACCGCACCUUCGUGUGCCCAGUGCGCCAGCCACACCGCGACGUUGUCGGAGGCCACCAUAUUCAGCAGCGAGGAGCCAACCCCCGGCCAGGCCCAGGAGCCGAUGCUCUCCGGGGGCGCGGCAUCACGGCCGACCCCGCCGACGAGCUUGGGCUCUGGGAGCUAGCCUCGUGCGACGACUGGCUCACCGAGGGCAAUUGGGACGGCCUCGCGACAGGGGGCAUCUACGUGGACGGCUCGUUGCAGUUCGGCGACUACGCACCACUGCGACGAGGGGGAUGGAUCAUCACCAAGCUCAAAGACAACGACGAGUACGACAUGGACUACGUGUGCUACGGGCCCCUCCCUGGCGCACAGUGGGUCCAGAGCAUCCUGCGGGCGGAGCUCUACGCGCUGCUACAGGCGUUGCGCGUGGGCACCCCGCCCAUGCGCAUUUUCACCGACUGCCGGAACGUCGUCGACGGCGCGAUGGCAGGACCAGCGUGGCUCGACAAGAGGGGCCGCCCGCGCCUCGACCUCUGGGAGUGCAUCUCCCAG
Prorocentrum cordatum is the source of this 2565-nucleotide messenger RNA. The record is from the annotation of a GenBank genome assembly. Lineage: Eukaryota; Dinophyceae; Prorocentrales; Prorocentraceae.